GGCAAUGCUGUGUACUUCGCGCGCAAUUUUAUUCUCAUACAAAACAAAAUGUAAACAAUUCAAGCUAUUCAGCCUAUUUAGAGGGAAGAAAUCAAACAUAAAACAUGGGAAUUUCGGGCUUGAUUCCCUUCCUGGAGAAGGCGUCUAAGCCGGUAAAUAUUCGAAAUUUAAGAGGAACAUCAGUUGCAGUGGACAGCUACUGCUGGCUUCAUAAGGGCGUCUUUGCCUGUGCCGAGAAGCUGGUCAGGGGAGAAGAUACCGACAUUUACCUACAAUACUGCCUGAAAUAUGUCGAUAUGUUGCUGGAAAAUAAAAUUAAAAUUAUAAUGGUAUUUGACGGAAAUCAUCUUCCGGCAAAAGCCGAAACCGAACGCAGGAGAAGAGAGGCACGGCGGGAAAGUAAGAAAUUGGCCAAGGAAUAUCUUCGAAUGAAUGAAAUAGAAAAGGCUCGCUCACAUAUGAGAAGAGCUGUGGAUGUUACACAUGAAAUGGCUUUGAGACUAAUAAAAGCAUGCCGAGAGAGAGGUGUUGAAUGCAUUGUUGCUCCAUAUGAAGCGGAUGCACAAAUGGCAUGGCUUAACAUAAAAGGUCUGGCUGAAUAUAUCAUAACUGAAGAUUCUGAUUUGACGUUAUUUGGGGCGCUAAAGAUUCUAUUUAAACUUGAUCUUCAGGGAAGUGCACUCUUAGUGGAGAGCAGUAAGUUGCACUUGGCAAUGGAUUGCAAGCCUGAAAAAUACACUUUUGAUAAGUUUCGUAGAAUGUGUAUUUUAUCAGGAUGCGAUUACUUGGAUUCUUUACCGGGCAUUGGACUAAAAAAAGCUCUUAAAUUUAUGAUGACAACUGAAGAAGAUGAUAUGACUAGGGCUUUAAAGAAAUUGCCACAAUAUCUGAAAAUGAAACAACUGGAAGUUACCGAGGAAUACAUUCAAGAAUUUUUAAAGGCGGAAGCAACAUUCAAGCACAUGUACAUUUACAAUCCAUUGGAAAGGCGCAUGGAAAGGUUGCACGAUUUGGAAGAAUUUGGAACUGAUGAGAAAUACUGUAGUAAUGCUGGUACACUACUGGACGACCAUGAGAAGGCAUUUCAACUGGCUUUGGGUAAUUUGAAUCCAUUUACUUUAGAAAAAUUACACGAUUGGCAUCCCGACAAGGAAGAUUGGUCAAAUUCUUCUAAAAAACAAAAGAACUCAGGAAAACACAAAAGUAUAUGGGGUCACAAAUCAUCUACCGACGAAGACGACAAUAAGGAAUGUGUUAAAAAACAACUACCUUUUUUGCCAUUUAAAAAAAUUGAGUAUAAAUAUUUGGCUGAAACAGAAAUUGAAGAGCAAUUAGCUAUUGAGAAAUCCAAAUUGGAAGAGGCUGAGGUGUUUUCUAUGUACAGUUUUAAGAGAUUAAGUGGGAAGAGGAAGCGAGAACCUUCAGAGAGCGCUGAAGAUGAAAUAUAUGAAGAAACACCAAAAGAAAUUCCCCUAACACCCUCAAAGUCCCACAACCCUUUCGCAAUCAUAAAUAAUUCGAUAAAAGACAAGCCCAAGUCUCCUGUAUGUGCCAACAAAUCACUUUUAAAAUUGUUAAGUCCCAAAAAAUGUUCUACAGAAGAGCCCAGCAAUAAAGUGAAAAACAACAAUGUCAAGGUUGACAUCAAAUCGCGAUUUUUUGCACAAAACAUAAAGCAGGCUGUCAAGAAGCCAUUUGCUGCAAGAGACUUAACGCAGCAAAUGUCUCAAAUAGAGAAACAAUCACAACAUUCUUUGGCUAUGCAAAGUCGACUAUAUGCUGACGAGACAUCGCCGCAAAGUCAGAAAGAUUCUAAACGAAUAAUUAGAACUGAAUCAAUAACAAAAAUCGAGGAAACAAAAGAAACAAUACAAAAUCCACAAAACGAUCAGGAGUUGACAAUCGUGACAAAGGAGGAAAUUGUAGAGAUUUUGUCAGAUGUCGAGGAGGAAAACGUUAGUAGUAGUCAAUUAACAUCGGUCACGGUCCGUAUGUCAUCACAACUCUCUCAACGCUCAACGUCGAGCAGUCUGUCGAGUAGUCAAAAAAGCAUAGGACUUUCAAAACCAAAAAAACUACAAAAGUCCAGUAAAAAUCUAAAAGACAUAUCAAGUGAUUCUAAGCAGUCAACCUUAAGUAUGUUUGGUUUUCAGAAACGACCGACAUUAAAGAAGCUGUAAGUAGAAAAAUAAACUAAGUUAUUUUAUGUUAGGUUCAUUUCGUAAGCAAUAAAAUUAAAUGAUGUCUGAUAAUGUGCAAGUUAAUAUUAACAUGUAUAUUAUUAAGGACAUAAUUACGAAAUCUUGAAUAAAUAAAUAAAAAAAUAAAUAAAUGAAAAUAAUAAGAAAAUGAUAAACAUAAUAAUAAUAAUAAUAAUAAUAGUUAAAUUAUAAAUGAUUAUUCUGUGAAUGUUAUGAUAGGUAGGGUUUUAACUAAAAUUCCUGGUCCUUGAUUCCAUUCUAAACGGGAUAGUAAAAUGUCUUAACUGAAAGAAGUGCAUUAUUAUUAUCCUAUGAAGGCUAUGAUAGUUAAGGAAUUAACUAAAAAUAUUCUUUGAUUCCAUCCUAAAAAAAUUGCAAAAUAUUUAAUAAUUUGAACAGCAAUGGGCGCAAGUAGAAGAAUUGAAUAACGUACUUUGGCGAUUCUUAGUGCGUCAGGUGACACUCAACAAGUAUUGUGAUCUUUAUUUUGUUAUCAACGCUUCUUUAAUGUACUUUGAAGCAAAAACUAAUGCAUACCGUUGUAGAUACACAUAUCCAUAAUUUCUAAAAACACGACAUCUUAAAUAAAUAACAAAUAAAGUCAAUGAAAUCCAA
Messenger RNA from Musca domestica (house fly), 2816 nucleotides. It is a transcript of the gene tos, whose product is annotated as exonuclease 1. Lineage: Eukaryota; Metazoa; Arthropoda; Insecta; Diptera; Muscidae. The record is from RefSeq and is a predicted model, not a curated record. The transcript is spliced from 2 exons. Gene Ontology annotation, cellular component: nucleus. Gene Ontology annotation, molecular function: metal ion binding; 5'-flap endonuclease activity; 5'-3' DNA exonuclease activity. Bases 105 to 2180 code for a protein of 691 amino acids. Gene Ontology annotation, biological process: DNA recombination; mismatch repair.